GCGGUGCGGGCGCGCUUCCGGCCGGGCGCGGAGCCGGCGGCGGGAUCGGACUGGCGGGGCCAUGAGCCGCAGGGGCGCGGUGCAGCGCAAGGUGCCGUGCUUGUUCGUGACCGAGGUGAAGGAGGAGCCGUCGGCCAAGCGGGAGCGCCAGCCAUUUAAAGUUUUGGCAACUGAAACCCUAAAUGAAAAGGCAUUAGAGGCAGAUAUAUACAAUGCAAUUCCUACUGAAAAGGUGGAUGGAACCUGCUGUUACAUAACUACCUAUAAAGGGCAACCAUACCUAUGGGCCAGGCUGGACAGAAGACCCAACAAACAAGCUGAAAAAAGGUUCAAACGAUUCUUAUAUUCAGUGGAAGAUUGUAAAGAAUUUAUUUGGAAUGUUGAAGAGGAUUUCAAGCCUGUUCCAGAUACCUGGAUCCCAGCCAAGGAAAUAGAAUUCUCUAAUGGCAAUCCUUUGCCUGAUGAAAACGGACAUAUGCCAGGUUGGGUGCCCGUGGAGAAAAACAGUAAGCAGUAUUGCUGGCACACAUCCGUUGUAAAUUAUGAGGCUGAAGUGGCACUUGUAUUGAAACACCAUGCUGACCCUGGGCUUUUGGAAAUUAGACCAGUAUCACUGUCAGAACUUCUAGAACAAACACUGGAGCUUAUUGGGACAAAUAUUAAUGCAAAUCCAUAUGGGUUGGGAAGCAAAAAGCAACCUAUACAUCUUCUGGUACCACAUGGAGCAUUUGAAAUAAAGAAUCCUCCUACUUUGAAACAAAGUGACAUAUUGUCAUGGUUUGAAGGCUGCUGUGAGGGUAAAGUUGAAGGAAUUGUUUGGCACUGCCGUGAUGGAUGUUUAAUCAAGCUCCAUCGCCAUCAUCUUGGUUUAUGCUGGCCACUUGCAGAGACAUACCUGAAUUCUCAGCCUGUUGUUAUUUCUUUCAAUAGAAAUGACUAUGACUGUGAUUUUGGACCAAAGAGUUUGUUUCAUCAGUUUUCAAAACUAGACGGUCAAAGAUUUGACAGACUCAAAGAUAUCAAGUUUGAUGAUUGAAGUUGCUUUUCUGUUUUAAGUUAGUAGCUCUCUGUCCUGCAUUCUGCUUUUUUCUAUCACAGAACUCCUUCCAAAAAGGAAUCUUCCUGCUUGAAGAGCAAGCUCUAUUUGCUAUAGUUAGAAGUUUUUCUUAAAUGACUUAUUGUAAGUAGUAACGUAUGUGACAUCCAGAACAGAAUCUAGCUUCAAGCAUGUUUACUUUUACUUUUGAAAAAUCCUUAACUUGUUCACCCAUUUCUGGAACUGCUAAUGGUUAAACAGCACGUUGUCUAACUAACUGGCUGAUCCUAGCAGCUUAGUUAAUGAAUGCAAUCAGUUGUGAAAGUUCCCUAGGAUGUGCUUUUCUAAAGAUAAUUAUUAUGACACAACAACAUGUAGAACUCAGAUUCAGGAUCUAGUUUUUUUUAUCAGUGAAGAAUAGAUUUCUGGUAGCACCAGAAGUAGGUCUGAAGUGCGAUGAUUUCUUAAAAUGUUUAUAUCUUUCUUGGGUGAAAAUAUUUUAUGGUAUUAUUCAACUGAUAAGCUGCAGCAUUAUGCUAGUACCUGAAAAAAUAAUUAAGCUACAUCCUAAAUCUACUUCCACAAUUUUUGUUCAAAGAUCAGAGGAAGUGAAAGGAAGCAUACUCAUUCUAUCUUGAAGAUUCUUAGUGAGAGAUUUGACUUCGUAGUACCCAUUUUAAGACUGCAUCUAGAUUUAUGAAGCACAUAUUAAUAUUUGAAAAAAGAUGGCACAAAUAAUAAAGUAAGAAUGCAUAGUGGUUUGAGUGGCCUUUUAUUUGCGCUAUAAAAGUUUACAUCCAUAUGUAUAAAGUAUACAGAAUGAAAAAAUUCACAUAGUAACUGUACAUUUAUCUACAAAAAUACUGCUAGUUUGGCUGAUGUACUGCAAAAAUGUUUUCCAUUCUUUAUUCUUGAAUUUUCUAUAAUUGAGGUAAAAAUAAUUAACGUCGUAAGAAGAGAGAUGACCACAACACUGUCUACUGUUGAGAUGCAAGACAGAAAGAAUAAAUUACAGUAUUGUUGAUCUGGAAUUUACCAUAUGUAAGUUGCUUUCAGAGUUUCUGAACUUCUGGUUAGAGCUGAAAAUUCAGACUUUUCCUUAAGAACGUGUCUCACUGCAAUUAGUUUUCUGAAUAAUAUUGCAGAGUAGAUGGAGGAGGUAAAACUGUUUUUUAUUUUGACCGGUGUAUGUAAAUAUUGACCACAAUCCAUUGACUUAAUCAAUUCAGCAAGCUGCAGAAUGUGCCAAAUUUCAAUAUUUUGUUUAUUUAUUUUGUUUUAUCCUGAAAUGACAGACAAAUCAGUAUUAUGUAACUGCCCUAGAAUUUAUUUUCCUUGUCAGUGCUGAGGAAACUAAAUGCCUAAUCAACAGAAGUAUUGGCUGGGCUAUCUACUUGCAUGCCAAACUCUUCAGACAGCUUCUUUAAUCUUUCUUCUAAAAGAAUAUUUUUUUUUAAUUCUUCAUUAUAGUUGUAUUUCAGAUCUUCAAUUUCUUCAAAAAAGGAAGGAUUGAAGUUUUCCAGUUCUUUUCUCAACUGUUUUGUUUCUUCCUAUUACAAAGAACAAAGGAGUAACCAAAACUUAGGGAAUACUUGUCAUCAACAGCUUUCUUGCCUUUUUCUUCAGAGAACAUACGUUCUACUACAGACAAAUCUACUCGGGAAAAUUCACUAACAAAAAUUAGUUUCUAGGCAUAGUGGUGAGAAAUGGACUUGUUUUAGUGUUAUUUGGGAUAUUAAAUAGGUUCUUCUAGCUGACUAUAGUUGUGCUCAUUAUCUUGCCAGAUCAUUUCUGCAACUCACCUUUAGCUGCUCUUUCUCCAACUCAGAGGCUUUCAGCUGUGCCUGGAGGUCAGCUACUUCUGUCAUUAACUUAUCAUUUUUAUCCUUCUUUGAAACUUCACUAUUCCCUGCAAAAAUUAUUGACUUGAUAGGAAAUUUCAGGUAAGUAUAAUCAAUUACAUGAAUAAAUUUGUUACAAUAAUACUUCAGUUGUUUCAACUGUAAAGAGAUGCAGUGUGUAAACUCAGUUGUGAUCAACAACCACCAAAAUUUCAAAUCAUCCUGGCUAUUCUUUGGUUCUUCCACAAAUUAGGUAAUGGUGUAUAAUUCUUGUUACUGAAGGCAGUAUUCAAAUGACCAGUCUAUUAGCACGUUUCUGAAAAAUACACGUGCAGUUUCUCUGAAUUAGAUACAGAAAAUUUGGAAAAGAGAGUUGAACGAUCUUGAUUAUAUUCAUGAUUGAAGAAUGUGUUGUUUUUGUUCUGUUGUUUUUUUUUUCUUCCUAGUCUUAUGGCAGUGUGCUGCUCUACAGCACUCCUUGCUUUUGCUGUGGCUUUUUCUGACAGCUGCGAAUCUUAAAUCAUUCACAGGGCUGGUAUCCUGAAAUAGACACUUGUUUUCUGGCAGCCUGGAACCCAAGGCAAGAGGAUUAAGCAGGAGGGUUUCAAUGAAUGACUGAAGUCUUACAAGCAGUAUUUGAGAUUUAUAAAGCAUGAAAUAUUUACUUCUUGGAAAGGGAAAUCUUGCAAAGAUUCCAGGCUCUUCCUCAAAGUAAUUUUUACUAAUACUUCUUUAUAAAUAUCUUAGGUAAAUUCUCAAACAUCAGGGACCUUAAUUUGCUCCAGUUUAUGGCACAUUGGCAUUAAUAGAACUACAGAAAUAUUUGGAUUAUAUUAUCAUCUUACACAUAUUAUUUAAAAAUAGUUUUAGGCCCAAACCACACAAAAAUCUUUAUUUUAGGUAUUGGAAAUGAUUACCAGCUGCAGGACCCUCACUUGUGUACAUGUGUAUCUGGUGCUUAUAGUCUUCUAUCUGGCGUACUAGUUCUGCUUUUUCUUCCUUUAAUUGACUAUUAGUUAAUCUGGAAUAUAAAAGAAUUUUUAAAUAAUUUUUAAAAUAUUAACAUGUUUCGAAAUAUGUAACACAUAAUAAAAAAAUCGCAGUGGCUUUUUGUUGAUCAUUCUCAUUUCAUAUAUGUUGGCUGAGGAAUACAGUACCUUAAAAGCUGAAGCUCCCUGAUGAGGCCUUGCUCUGUCCUCGCACCUUCAGGAAGGUGGCUGAGAAGCUCAAUCUUGAAAGAAAAGAUCCUGUAAGUUUUUAUCAGCAUUGUGUUCACGUUCUGUUGCUUCCUGAAGCAGCCGUUUAAGGUCAGUAAUGCUUUGGGUUUUUUUAGCAAUAUCCAUUUCCAGUUCCUUCAUCUUUGUUUCAUGCAUCCUGGUAUUAGGAUUAUCAUGAUUAUUAAUAUUUAAAGAGGAAAAGAUAAGAGAAAAUGCUAACACAUUUACGAAAAAUAGAAAUCAGGAUAUUCUCAAAGCAGGUAAGAUGUAAAAGACACCCUAAAAUAUGUUUGGAGCAGAGACCUUCAAAUAUUCACUGAUCUUAUUUAAUAAGUGAGCUGAAGCUCCUAGCAUAAUAAUAAUGAAACAUUUUAGUAUUUUUUUAUUUUAGAAUAAAGGUUCUUCCAAAUGUUCUACCAUUGCUGACCUUACGUGUUUAUACUCUAACAAGGAGUUACUGGAAUCCUCUAUGGUUUUGCAUGUAUACACCAGGCUAUUUCUUACUAAACCAUGCAUGUCUCUUGCUGCAUUCAGUUGGAUGAUGCACUGUUCAGGUCUUACUUCAUUUGUUGUGAUUGUGUGUGUGGAAAAUAAAUCAAUGUAGUACAAAAAAAAGCUUAAUACGGAUGCAGGAGAUGCAAACUGAACAGAAAAAGUAUUCAAAAAGUGUUCUACGAGAAAUGAUGUUCUGUCUUGGAGUCUGAGGAAGAAUCCAUUUUGCUUUGAGCCUGCUACAGAAUUGUUUUGGUAGAAACAUGGAAAUGUUGAUUGCAAGACACUGCUAGAGAUAUCUAAUCCAGUCUUCCUGCUGAAGAGGCUUUUCAGAUGUGGAUUCUAACCUCUUCCUACAUGCCAAACAGUAAAAUCCCAAAGAUCAUGUAGGUGAUGCCCAAGGACUUUUUAUUACCACUUACCUGAUCUGGACAAUAUGUCCGUGAGGUGGACUACAUGACAAAGUGCUCCAGUGAGCUUUUCUAGGUUGAUGCUAUUUAUUUACUUCAAAAUGUUGUUAAUCUUAAACCAUGUUAAAUAAAAAGUUUUUGUUCACACCA
Molecule: messenger RNA, 5146 nt
Organism: Meleagris gallopavo (turkey)
Lineage: Eukaryota; Metazoa; Chordata; Aves; Galliformes; Phasianidae
Gene: RLIG1
Product: RNA 5'-phosphate and 3'-OH ligase 1
Biological process (GO): response to reactive oxygen species
Molecular function (GO): RNA ligase (ATP) activity
Source: RefSeq, a predicted model, not a curated record